AUGUGGCGGCAACAAAUUUUUAAGAUACUAGUCCUGAUAUCUCUGUGUAUACAUACAUCGACACAGUUAAAAAAGCAGAAAACUUCUACUAUUACCGAUAUAGAAGACAUUAAAGAAUUUAAAAAGUUGUUGAGAACCAAAACAAAUGUAAUGGUUCUGUAUAUCAAUAAUGUAAAAGCUACACAGUCUGUUAUGGAUGUCUUUAAAGAAUCUGCUGGUAAUAUGAAGGGACAAGCAACUUUGGUAGCUAUUGAUUGCAUUAACAGUGAUGGCAAGAAGUUAUGUAAAAAGUUGAAAGUUCCAUCUGAUAAGUCCUAUAUACUCAAACAUUACAAGGAUGGGGAAUUCCAUAAGGAUUAUGAUCGUGGCAUUUCUGUAAGUGCUAUGGUGAAUUUUCUGAGAGAUCCAACAGGGGAUCUGCCUUGGGAAGAAGAUCCAAAUGCUACAGACAUCAUACAUCUUAUUGAUGCAGAGGCAUUAAACAAGUUCCUUAAAAAAGGCAUUGCUACAUACAAAAAGGCAAUGAUCAUGUUUUAUGCUCCAUGGUGUGGUUAUUGUAAAUCUCUGAAGCCUGAUUAUGUAGCUGCAGCAGCUGACUUAAAGGGUGAAGCAUUCCUAGCUGCAAUAGAUGUUUCUAAACCUGGUAACUCUAAGAUAAGACAGGUGUAUAACAUCACUGGUUUCCCAACUUUGUUGUUCUUUGAGAAAGGUCAAUAUCAAUUCCCUUAUAAUGGAGACAACAAACAUAAAGCAAUUGUAGAAUUCAUGAGGGACCCAACGUCACAGAUGGUUAAAAAGGAACCAGUUGAUGAAAGUUGGUCUACUGAUUCUGAUGUUAUACAUUUAACAGAGAGCACGUUUGACAGUGUCCUAUCUAAAGCUGAACACGCCCUCGUGGUCUUCUACGCACCUUGGUGUGGUCAUUGUAAGAGAAUUAAACCUGAAUUCGAGAAAGCUGCUACUAAGAUUAAAAACGAGAAGAUAAACGGUGUGCUUGCGGCUGUGGAUGCCACCCAGGAAUCCAGUUUAGCUUCUCGAUUCGGAGUCAAAGGUUAUCCCACAUUAAAAUACUUCAGUAAGGGGGAGUAUAAGUACGACGCAGGUCAUGCUCGCCAAGAGGAACAGAUUAUCGAAUUUAUUAAGUCUCCCCAGGAGCCGCCGCCGCCGCCGCCGCCCGAGGUCCCCUGGUCCGAGCAGGAGUCGUCCGUGCGCCACCUCGACACCGCGACCUUCAAGAACACGCUGCGGAAGAUCAAGCACGCGCUCGUCAUGUUCUACGCCCCAUGGUGCGGUCACUGCAAAAGUACAAAACCAGAGUUUGUGAAGGCCGCAGAUAAAUUUGCUGAUGAACUUAUAAUAGCGUUUGGUGCUGUUGACUGUACUGUACACAAAGAUGUGUGUGCCAACUAUGACGUCAAAGGCUAUCCCACCAUCAAGUACUUUAGUCACUUCGACAAAGUAGUGCAGGAUUAUACCGGAGGAAGAAAGGAAGCAGAUUUCGUAUCGUUUAUAAACAGUCAGUUGGAUAGACAACAGUUAUCACAAAAGGCUAAAAGCAAUCAGGAAGCUGGUUUUGGAACAAACGUGCAACUAGCUGACGAUAAUGACUUCACCGACAUCAUUGCUAAUGAUAAACCUACGUUUGUCAUGUUCUAUGCUACUUGGUGUGGCCAUUGUUCGACCGUGAAGCCAGCCUUCAGUCGACUAGCUACGUCUUUAAAGGAAGGGAAUGGCCAAGCUGUAGCCAUAGCUGUGGAUGCAGCCGAAAACCCAAAGGUCGCUGACCUUGCUUCCAUACAAACACUACCAACAUUCAAAAUAUACAAAGCCGGCCAAUAUCUAGCGACUUACGAAGGUGAUAGAUCAUUUGAAGACAUGAUGAAUUUCGUACAAUCACAUAUAAAAAUGAAGGAUGAAUUGUGA
Molecule: messenger RNA, 1923 nt
Organism: Danaus chrysippus (African queen)
Lineage: Eukaryota; Metazoa; Arthropoda; Insecta; Lepidoptera; Nymphalidae
Source: the annotation of a GenBank genome assembly